Messenger RNA from Paramuricea clavata, 768 nucleotides. The record is from the annotation of a GenBank genome assembly. NCBI's taxonomy places the organism in Eukaryota, Metazoa, Cnidaria, Anthozoa, Malacalcyonacea, Plexauridae.
GCUAUUUACAUCAAUGCAUUUGUGCCACAAUGUGAUUUGUGGUAUUGUUUUACAACAGUAUAUCUAAAACUUUCGCCGGAUGAGGGUCGAGAAAAUUUAUCUUCUCGAUCAGAAGCCAGAGCUAUCAGAACAGGCCUAUACAGCGGGAAAUUAACCGCGACAGAGCAGAGAAAAAUGUAUCGCUUUUUAUUAUUUGGUUCAGUAAUUGUUUUCGCUUUGUUCAUCCCAAAAGAAGAAGCAGCAACCAAGUGUCGUUCACGAUUGAAUUGUACGCAACCAAAUGCAUCAUUCUGUUGCAAGGAAAACAGCGCCUGGUACUCCCCUUUCGUAUGCUUACCAACGUGUGCUGAUCGAACAUGUGAAGAUGACGCUGAAUGCGGCGGAAUAGGCGGUGAAUGUUGUAAUACAGUAGACAAGAGAUGUACAACAAAGCGGAAAUGUUUGAAAGCGUGUGAUGAUGGGUUAAAAUGCGUCCCUGGCACAUACUGUUGUCAGCAAACGGGUUUCGAUCCACAAAUAUGUGCUAAAAGCUGUGUUGGUAAAACGUGUAACUUCGACAGCGAUUGCGGUCCACCGGGAGAAUGCUGUACUGGCGGCGGAGAAUGUGCCAAGUCAUGCGAGAGCGGUGUACCUACAUGGCUGAUUGUAGUCUUUGUCGUCGUUGGUAUUCUUUGUGUUGUUGGUCUUGCUCUUGUCAUCUUUCACUUCGCACGACGAUCUCCCACUUGUUGUCGUAGACAAGAUUCACUUACACCCCUCGUGUCUUAG